CAGCUUUGUUGCAUUACAUUUACUUCACCAGCAGAUGGUGGUGUGCAUUUUCUGUUUGAAUGAAGCUUCGAGUAAUGAACCAUUUUCGACACAAUUGUAUCGGAAAGCAAUAAUGCUUCGAAACGCUUCAUUUGGCCAUCACUACAAAAAAGUCAUCUGUAGUCCACGAUCCACAUUGGAGAUGUUAUAUCUAACAUUUGAAGAGGUUUCUCAGCGGCUCCGGAGAGCUUAGCCGGCUGCUAUGCUACCCAAACAAACAAACAAACGCGCACGGAGGGGGCGUGGGCAUUUCUCUCCAUGCGCUUCUGUAGAUUUGCGCAGAAGUACACUUUACUGACGUAAGUUGAAUCCUUGUAAUCGUUUCAUGAUUGGUUACUUCCUCUGUCAAUCAAAGCUUUGCUCACUAUGCAUUGGCUGGCUUUGUUUUGGUGUAAUCCAGUCAAAAGCCUAUGGUGAGCUGAAGGACAUCUAUCUAGGCAAAUCAUUGAUCGCAUGAGAUUUUGAGUUGUCAAACCUUUUCUGAUUGGACAAAACAGAAAAAUAGGGCGGGAUAUUUAUCUGAACAGUCUAACGAAGCAGGAAGAGAUGGAUUUUCACUGAUAAAAAUCGAUAUUUGAUAGAAAAUAAACAUGAUCGAUCAUACUUAGCGGACGCGCGGAUGUAAACAAAGGAGGAUAUUGCUGGAUUUCUCACUAUUUUUCAUUGUUUUGGAUUAAAACGUGGGAUGCUUUUUGAAGAGUGGACCCUUACCUUGCAAUGUACAUUGAAGUUUUUGGGAAUUGUCAGAAAUUGUCAGAACCAUAUGGCAAGCCAUAGAAAAACCAACAGGAGAACAUUUUAUUCAACACCUCAGUGGCCUGCCAAAAAAGGUGUUACUUCGGAAGUCAUCAACGUCAGGAGUAUUAAUAUCAGCACAACCACAUCACGCUCAUAUUGUCUUUCAAACUAAAGUAAGACUUUUACAGACCCCUGAAGUGAUGAAGAAAAUGUUUCUCAUGUUUGUUUUUCUCUGUUUGUGCUCCUGCUGUCUGAUGGGUGAGUUAUACAUGAUUUAUGAUUUAUAGAUCAGAUUUACAUUUACUUCUGUUUCCAGAUGAAUGACUUUAAAUGUGUUUGUGUGUUCAGGUGUGUUUGGUGAUGAAGUGAAGUCAGUGUCAGUGAUGGAGGGAGAUUCUGUUACUCUACACACUCAUCUUACUGAAAUUAAGAGACGUGAUCUAAUUAUGUGGAGGUUUGUUGUAACUCAAGAGUCUCUUAUAGUUAAAAUCAAUAUAGGAGCUAAUAAGAUCUCAAUAUAUGAUGAUGUUCUUGAUGAGAGAUUCAGAGACAGACUGCAGGUGAAUAAUCAGACUGGAGAUCUCACCAUCACAAACAUCACAACUCAACACACUGGACUUUAUCAAAUAAUCAUCAGUGGCAAACAGAAGAUCUCAUCACACAGAUUCAAUGUUACUGUCUAUGCUCAUCUGCCCGUUCCUAAUAUCACCAGAGACUCUUCACAAAAUUCAAACUGUUCAUUAUUGUGUUCAGUGUUGAAUGUAAGAGAUGUGAGUCUGUCCUGGUAUAGAGGAAACAGUUUAUUGUCCAUCAUCAGUGUGUCUGAUCUCAACAUCAGACUCUCUCUAUCUCUGGAGGUUGAAUAUCAGGAUACAAACACAUACAGAUGUGUACUCAACAAUACCAUCACAAACCAAACUCAACAUCUCAACAUCAAGAAUCUCUGUCAGUCAUGUUCAGAUUGUGUUUGCUGUUGUCAUGUUUCUGAAGGUGUGAUCCGAUUGGUGGUCUCUGCUCUGGUGGGUGUGGCUACUGUUGCUGUUCUGGUUUAUGAGAUCAUGUCUAGCAGAUCAAAACUGAAGAAAAGAUCACCAUCAGACCGUCACUGAUCAACUGAACAUUCUCACAUUUAGGUGC
Misgurnus anguillicaudatus (oriental weatherfish) is the source of this 1914-nucleotide messenger RNA. NCBI's taxonomy places the organism in Eukaryota, Metazoa, Chordata, Actinopteri, Cypriniformes, Cobitidae. The record is from RefSeq and is a predicted model, not a curated record.